Blepharisma stoltei is the source of this 4815-nucleotide messenger RNA. The record is from the annotation of a GenBank genome assembly. NCBI's taxonomy places the organism in Eukaryota, Ciliophora, Heterotrichea, Heterotrichida, Blepharismidae.
AUGGAAAUAAUUACUUCUCGUCCGCUCAUUAAAGCGCAGAAGUUCGUAAGCAAAGAAGAAUUAAUUAAGCUAGUCGACAUCUACAUGGAUAGGACUUUUGAUGAGGACAUACAAGUUAUUGAGGAGACUGGAGGAUAAAGAUUAAAAAUUAAAAUGUUUCUCAGCCAUAUGCGGUAUCCAGUGGCCAGACUACCUUGACUUAAGGAAAAGUGGACUAAAAUAGGCGCGCGUAUACACUACUGCGCAAAUAGUGUAAGGCCCAUUUAAAAUUCCACCCUCUUGAAUUUCCUGGCCUAAUAUUGUAGGCCAGCGCCAUCAUCUGUCGGGCGCGCCCUGAUAGUUUUAAUAGAGGAAGACUAUUUGAGGGGCAAGAUCUGUCUAGCCCACCUGACAGAGACAGGAAAACCUUUGGAGGAAAACAAAAUUUCCUCUUCGGCAAGGCGCCCCAAGCAUGGAGGCCUACUUAAAAAAGUCAUUGCUUUCAGCUUCAUCAGGGUGGAUCCUCUUGCUCCAUAGGAGUGGCCUCGGAGACUAAUUUUUAUCAUCGUCAUCAUUUUAUUUAUUGUUGGGAUAAAGGAAUUUGAGAACUUACUCAUGGUGGAAUUUUCUCACUUCCUUACUCCCCCCUCCGUGAACGAACAAAAACAUUAGAAAAAUCCCUAUUUUUUGCACAAAAACCCACCCCUUCGUGAGCGAACAAAAAUUUUUUAUGGAAAAAAUUUUUGAUAUAUAAGUGAUAAUUAGUAUAAGUAAGUCUCGAGCUUAUUCUGCUUAAUUUUAAACAAAUUGAGUGUUUUUAAAACAUAAAUUUUACAAAUUAAAUUGAUAUUUGCUUUUGCGAAGUGAGAUUUUUUAAAUUUCUACUCCCCCCUUCGUGAGUGAACAAAAAAAAUUUUUUUCACUCAAAAAAUUUAUAUAUAAAUUUUAUAAAAUUUUUUUUUUCGAAAUUUUAAAAAAAAAACCUAAUUUGCAAAAAUUGGGAAGCAAAUAUUAAUUUAAUUUAUAAAAUUUAUUUUUAAAACGCAAUUUGUUCAAUAUUAAACAGAAUUAGCUCGAGAUUUCAUUGCACUAAUUAUCACUUAUAUAUAAUUUUUUUUCCAUAAAAAAUUUUUUCUAUUAAAAAAUUUUUGUUUACUCACGGUGGGGGGUUUUUGAGCAAAAAAAGGAUUUUUCCAAUGGUUUUGUUCGUUCACGGAGGGGGAGUAAAAAAAAUUUUUUCUAUAAAAUUUAUAUAAUUUUUUUUAAAAAUAAAAUUAACCCACCCUAAGCGAACAAGAUAUUUUCUUCGCUCACGAAGGGGGGAAUUAGCAAAAAGCCUUAUCGAUCUUCAAAGGGUUUGCUUUAAAAGUUUUUUUAAAAAAAAAUUAUAGGCUUAAAAAUCCAAAUUUUUAAAUAUUUGAAAAAAGCAACCUAAUUAUUUUGCCAAAUUUAUACUGAGUAAUAUAAAUUGUCUAUAAUCUCAAUAGAAUUAAUAAAAUCUUGCAUAGCAAUUAUUAAUUAUAUUUAAAAUAUUUUACGUAAAAAUAAAAAUUUUAUAUUGCUUUUUCUUAAUUUUCCCAAAAAUAGGCAUCAUUCUAAUAGUUUUACUCGAUCUUAAAGGAGGAGAGUCAGGGCUUGAAAUCUGAUGAAGAUCCCUCUGAAAGAAUUUCUCAUUUUGGGUCAAACAAGAAAACUGAUAAAGAGCCACCAUCUUUCUGGAAAAUGUGUUGGCAAAUUUUUAAAGAUAAAAUAUUAAUAACCCUCUCAGUGCUUGGGUUCAUCAGCCUCGUUAUUGGCGCCACUUUGGCUGAGCACCCCGAAUAUGGCUGGAUUGAAGGUUUCAGUAUUUUAGUGUCAGUGGUUGUUAUUGUGUUAGUAACAGCAAUAAACGACUAUAAAAAAGAAAAGAAAUUCUUCGAGCUUCAGAGCAUUCAUAAGAGUAGACAGCAUUUUACCAUACUUCGAGACGGAAGCUAUAAAACAAUUCAUCCUGAUGAGAUAUUGGUUGGAGACAUUUUGAAAAUAGACCAAGGUUGCAUUAUUCCUGUUGAUGGAGUUAUUAUAACUUCUCAUCACCUUCAGGUCAAUGAAGCUUCUUUAACUGGCGAAAAUGAUAACUUACAUAAAGCUUCCUAUGAAAAAUGCAUCAAAAAAAUAGAGGAAUACUUAGAAAACAAUGUCCCAGGGCCAAACAGUAAGCACGAUAUUCCAUCCCCGAUUUGCAUAUCUGGAACUAAUGUCGUAGAAGGAGCAGGUGAAAAUACCACCCAAGCCUUGCUUUAGAUUGGGCUGGGCUAACGAUUCCCGAUGCCACUUAGGAAGUGGCAACCCAAUAUUUGUUGGUAAAACCAACUCCUGGUUAAAAAUCUUCAUUAUUAGGCGGAUUUACCAUCCAGAGGGUUUAUUUACCAACAAAUAUUGGUUUGUGACUCCCUAAUUGGCAUCGGGAAUCGUCAACACGGCCCGAGCUAAAACAAGUCUGGGGAUAUACUAGUCAUUGCUGUUGGUGAAAAUUCAAAAGAAGGAAGGAUUAAAGGACUUAGCAUAGGGGAAGACGAAAUUUCUCCACUUAAAACAAAAAUUGAUAAUCUCAUUAGUAGAAUUUCGAACGUAGCAAUAGCAAUUAGUUUUACUUCAGUGUUUGUGCUAUAUAUUCGAUUUUUUAUUGAAUUAGGAGUAGGAACAACAACAUGGGAUACAGAUGACGGAAUUAGAACGUUAAUUGAAUUUGUGGUUGAGGGAAUUAUUAUCCUUGUUGUCUCUAUCCCUGAAGGGUUGCCUCUUACUGUCACUCUGACAUUAGCUUAUGCUGUCAAAAAAAUGCAGCAGGAUCACAAUUUAGUAAAGAAAAUCCGAGCUUGCGAAAUCAUGGGAGGGGCUGACACUAUUUGUUCAGAUAAGACAGGAACGUUAACCAAAAACGAAAUGGAAGUCAAAUCCUUUUCUAUUAAUGCCAUUAUUUAUCAACGGUCUGAACUCAGUCAGCUAUUUCAAAAUCAUGAUGACUAUCUAGGCUUUUUUAAAGAUGCAAUAUCACUUACCACGACUGCACGAAUUGAUGAAGAUAAGAGAGAAAUAGGAUCAAAAACUGAACUAGCUAUGAUAAAAUUUCUUGAUAGCUUAGGUAUCACAGAUUAUCAAUUUAUCAGAGAUUAUUACAAAGGAAAAAUCAUCGCAAAAAACCCUUUCAGCUCUGUAAGAAAAAGAAGCAGCAUUAUUAUUCAAUAUAAUGAAGAUAUCAAAAGAAUUUACGUUUUAGGAGCUUCUGAAUAUAUCCUUUCAUCGUGUACGCAUACGCUUACGCCUCAAGCAACUAUAAAUAGAAUUAGAAAAAUUCAGAGAACCAAAUCAAAUAAGGAUAUAAACGAAAUGGCCUCAGAGGGGCUAAGAACUAUUGGCCUAGCAUUUAAAGAUUUGAGUGAAAGCGAAUUGGACCAAGUGAUUAAUAUCAAAAACUAUCAUGCUUCUCUUGAAGAAACAGAUUUAGUGCUUAUAGGUGUCCUCGGGAUCUAUGAUCCCCCUAGAGACGAAGUGCAAAAAGCUAUUGAAGACUGUAAAGCAGCCAGUAUUAAAGUUCGAAUGGUAACAGGGGAUAAUAAGGACACAGCGUUUUCUAUUGCGAAAUCUAUAGGCAUUGCGAAUAAAAACAGCCUUGUGCUAUCUGGAGAAGAGUUCAGAAAAGAAGUCGAAGGAAUCGUUUGUGAGAAGCACCGUACUGAAAUCUGUGAAUGUCAAAACUCCAAAGGAAAUGCCAGAAUUGACGUUGUUGGAAAUAUUGAAAGGUUCAAAGAAAUUAUCGAUAACCUAGAUGUCUUAGCAAGGUCUCAGCCAGAAGAUAAGUACAUCCUUGUCACAGGAUUAAAACAAUUAGGCCAUGUUGUAGCUGUUACUGGAGAUGGGACCAAUGAUGCGCCUGCGCUAAAAAAAGCAAAUAUAGGGUUUGCAAUGGGAAUUUCUGGAACUGAGAUGGCUCGAGAAGCAGCAGACAUAAUUCUUCUUGACGAUAACUUUAGUUCUAUCGUUAAAGCUGUUCUUUGGGGAAGAAGCAUUUAUGAAAAUAUUCAAAGGUUCCUCCAGUUCCAACUGUCUGUUAACCUAACUGCUGUUGUUGUAGCAAUUGUAGGUGUUGUUUCGAUAAAGUCAACAGUUUUGACCGCAGUUCAAUUGCUUUGGGUGAAUUUAAUCAUGAACACAUUUGCUUCCUUAGCUUUAGCAACAGAAUCGCCAUCUGAAAGCUUACUUACAAGAAAGCCAAAUAGUCCUAAAGACUCUAUUAUUACAAAUUUGAUGUACAAGCAUAUUUUUGGCCAAUCAUUUUUGCAAAUUUCGGUUAUUCUCGCUAUGGUUUUUGCUGGGGAAUGGUUUUUACCAGAAUAUGGAAAUACAAGCGAUAUGAGUGUUUUAGUAAACCCAGAUGACUCAAGUAUGGUAAGGUCUGGAAGACCUUAUCACUUGGAUGGCUCAAAAGACUAUAUUGAUUUCUAUGAUGACCCAGAUUAUGGGCCUAGUCGGCAUUUUACUUAUAUAUUUAACAUUUUUGUGCUGUUCCAGCUGUUUAAUGAAAUCAACUCUAGAAAACUAAGAGAUGAAUGGUGAAUCUUUUCUAAUAUAAGGAAAAGUAAAUUUUUUAUCCCAAUAUGGCUAUUCACAUUUGUUGUUCAAGUUAUAAUGGUGGAAUUUGGAAGCAUUGCUAUGAGCUGCCAUCAAGAAGGGUUAACUGUUGAGCAAUGGUUUAUUUGUGUUGCAUGGGCUUCCUCUACUCUUGUUUGGAGAUUUGUUUUGCUACUUAUUCCCCCUUUUAAUCUUAAAAGCAGGGUAGAUGAGGAAAAUGGAUAA